CAUCAAUCAUAUGUUGACGCCAAUAAGAAGAAGACUCAAAAUAUUGACAAUGGAAAACUAGACAACUGUUUGCGUGGACGUUUUUUUUAAUACUAAAGCAAAAUGAAUGAGGCCGAUAUACCUAUUGAUAUCCAUACUCUUAAAUUGCAAGAUUGGCUGGUUAGCAGGCGAAUUGUGCCCAAAAACAUUCAGGCCAAUCUGAAAGAUAUUCGUUCGAAGAUUACUUCUGCUCUCAUGGACAUGCCAUCACACGAGAAACUUAUUGAACUUUUAAAGGGAACAAACAUCAACUAUUAUCAUUGUAAGGAAAUCAUAGAAAUUCUAAAACAAACUGAAAAGGAUACCAAGGGUCUUUUCGGUAGUUAUGGCAGUAAGCGCAUGAAGGAUUGGCAAGAGAUUGUGCGCCUUUAUGAGAAGGACAACAUCUAUUUGGCAGAGACAGCUCAGAUUUAUGUGCGUAAUGUCAACUAUGAGGUGCCAAAUGUUCGCAAACAAAUGACAAAGCUGGAGCAGCAAAGUGAUGAAAGCCUUAAGCGCAGCAUUGAUUUGGCUAAACCGGAGGCGCAACUUUUGAAUGAACAUGCUGCCUUGCUACAGCAAAUUGGGGUGAAAGGAGAAAACCUUAGGGAGGAAUUUACCCAAGUACUAUUGGGUUUGCCUGAUAUUUAUGCCAAGAGUAUAAAGAAAGUUGGCACUUUAGAUCAAGCAUUGGAUUUGUAUGCCACGACCAGCGGACAAACGAAGCAACAAUGUUUGCCCAUUACCAGACAUCUCAUGGAGUUGGGUAAUACCACUGUUUAUCAAUACAUACACAAAGAGGCUCCACUCUCCGUAGAAGAACCGCCAAUAAAACUUAACUUGAGCCAAGAACACGAAGCGAAGAGUAACGACAAUGAAAUUGAUUUUGGUGAUGAUAAUGGCGGUGCUUCUUCCACCAUCUCUGGAGAAAUGAUCGAUUUCGGUGAACUUAACCUUGAGAGUGGCGGGGAAACUAUUGAUUUUGGUGACACCGGCGAGGGUGGUGACAUUGAUUGGGGUAUCGAAAGUUCUCCAACCGAAAACGUGGAGGUUAAUUUCGAUAUUCCAAUUGAAGAAUAUGGAAUUGUGGUCGAAGGUGCUGGCAUGGAUGGUGGUGUAGCUAAGGGGGAUCAGGCCUACACCAUUCUCGAUUCUCCCAAUUACCGGGAACGUUUUACUGAUGAGCUGUAUGAACUCGAAGCAUUCCUUCGUAUGCGUUGCUAUGAACUAAGACAAGUAAAUGCUAACAGCAAUGUUAUGUUUUCUCUCAUGGAAUCAAUUUCUACUCACGAUGAGGAAUCCCUUAAAAAAAUGCUCUCAAAUGUUGAAGCCAUUCUGUCGGAAAUUAGCAAUGAACAAACUCGCCAUCUUUUCCAAUUAAAACAUUCGCCAAAAUACGCAGAUCUUUUGGCUUCAAAACUGAAACAAAUGAUAAAGGCAGUAGAGAAAAUAAGACUCACCAAACAAGUUCUUAAGGAUCGUUCUGUUGAAUUAAAAGAGCAACGACUCGCUCUUAAUCCUGUGCUCGAGGAAUUGGUGGCACAAACGAAAAAUUUACAAACUAAAAUUGAGCAGGAUAUAUCGAAGCGCUAUAAGAAUCGUGUAGUAAAUUUGUUGGGCGGUGUAUAGAUGAUACUUUUAC
Stomoxys calcitrans (stable fly) is the source of this 1660-nucleotide messenger RNA. Its product is annotated as CDK5RAP3-like protein. The transcript has 3 exons. The record is from RefSeq and is a predicted model, not a curated record. Gene Ontology annotation, biological process: regulation of mitotic cell cycle; regulation of cyclin-dependent protein serine/threonine kinase activity. Lineage: Eukaryota; Metazoa; Arthropoda; Insecta; Diptera; Muscidae. Bases 103 to 1647 code for a protein of 514 amino acids. Gene Ontology annotation, cellular component: endomembrane system.